Molecule: messenger RNA, 522 nt
Organism: Paramuricea clavata
Lineage: Eukaryota; Metazoa; Cnidaria; Anthozoa; Malacalcyonacea; Plexauridae
Source: the annotation of a GenBank genome assembly
AUGACUCAGAUAAAGAUAAUUCUGUUCUUUCACCUUAAAUUUGUUGAUGAUAUAACGACAAGUGCUCCAGUAAAAUCAGGAUCGGAUUCUGCUGAGGCUGAGGUGGAAAGCGUUCAGAAUUGGUCGGAAGCAAAUCAAAUGACAUUAAAUCUUUCUAAAACGUGGGAAAUGGUUGUGCACGGUGGGUCUAUGAAACCGUUACCGGCACCGAUUGUAGGCAUUGAACGAAAGAGCUGGUUGAAAUUAUUAGGUGUCACAUUUCAGGAAAAUCCAUGUUGCUGGGAUCUUCAUAUCGAUGAUCUUCUGUCGAAGGCUAGUGAGCGUAUGUACAUAUUGAGAGUGUGUAGAUGCUAUGGUUACUCUGCAGAUCAGCUAAGCAAAUUAUUCGGUUCGCUAAUCAUGUCACUCUUUUACUAUUGCAUUGAAGUGUGGGGCUCUGCACUCCAAAAGAAAUAUUUGGAUCGUAUAGACAAGUUUUUUCCGGCGAGCUUAUCGUUAUGGAUAUACGACAAAGAGUAUUAA